CACCCACCAUGGAAAGCCGUGGCUUGACCCUCCGCAGCAAGUCGCGCCGCCCCCGUCCCCAGAUCAGUGCCCCCAAGCCCAUCUCCGGCCCUCUCCCGGCCAACAACAGCAACUCCAAGCUCGCCGCCCCGCAAAGCACCGCGACCCCUAGCUCGGGGUCGCAGGACCGGGGUCCCUCGAAGGAUGCGACCUCCGAUCUGGUCAAACGCAGAUACUCCACGCGUUUCAACCAGAUCCCCGACUUCGAUCCCAGUGCCCCGCCCGUGCCCGGCCUCCCUCAGCUACCCGCCACGUAUGGCGGCCUCAGUCCCCCCGAGACCAGUCGGAGACCCUCCACCGAAUCAACCGGUCCCCCGAAGGUGGAUUUGAACGCCCUCCGAGAUCCCAGUCUCCCCGUCGAUAAGUACGUCGCCAACCUACUCGCCAAUGCCUCCGAACAAGAGAUCGAAGAGUACCAGAGGAGCCUCCGGAAGGUAAAGAACCGCACGUCGACCGAUCUACAGCAGAAUGUCUACCAGAACCGCACCCAGUUCAUCAAGAUCAGUAAAGAGGCGGAAAAGCUCAAGGGGGAAAUGCGCACUCUCCGCUCCCUGAUGGCGGAGCUCACCACCGCGCUCGGUCAGACCACGACCGGGAACACCCCCAACCCUAUGUCUCCGGCCAUCGAUGAGCGCCUGCCCAAACGCCAUGGCAACCGCAGCUCUGUCGCCAACCUGGAGAGUAUGUGGAACGUUCAGCUCCAGACCCUCUGGAAGACGGUGGAAGGGUCUCAGAAAUUCCUGCCGGUGGCCUCCGGCCGACAUAUUGUGAUGGAGACGGGCCAUUGGGUAGAGUUGGACUCGGCGACCUGGAAGCCCCGGCGACCGGUCCACCUCGUGCUGCUGAACGACCAUCUCCUGGUGGCCGCCAAGAAGCGCAAGCGGGUGGACCAGAGCAACCAUCGCGGCCCGGUCCCCACCAAGCUGGUCGCGGAACAGUGCUGGCCGUUGCAAGACGUGGACAUAAUCGAUCUCGGGGCCAACCUCAGCCCCGGGGCCGCCCAGGAGGAAGCCGAAGAUCGCGGGAUCUCGAAUGCCAUCAACGUUCGCGUGGGCGGGAAGCCCUUCACCUAUCGCCACGACAAGCGGGACAGCUCCGCCAAAGGCGAUCUCCUUGCGACGUUCCGCAAGACUGUCGAGGACCUCCGCCGAAACAUGCGGUCGGAAACCGAAGCAGCCGGCAAGUCGACCGAGUCCUUCGGCUACCUGGGCCUCCGGCACGCCUCGUAUUCCCCCAAGCCGGACCACUACGACGGCGGCGAUGAUUCCCGCGAUAAGCCAGAGGUGCGGAUCGACGUGGACGGAAAGCAGCAGAACCUCCGCUGGGUGGACGGGCAGGUGGACGAUCUGGACAUUGACAUCGCCCUGCAACGAUUCGAGGAAGCCGUCUCCAACAUCGAGCGGCUCCGCAAGCUCGCCAAGGGCCUGAAAGGCAACGCGGUCGCGCAGGACGUGAUCAACGCGAAAGUCGACGAGCGCGCGGCCAAACUGGCCGAGGGUCUCCUGCGCAUCCUCGUCGACACACACUCAUUCCCCGUGGCCACCAAAACCAGGGUCUCGUGGCUCACGCGGCUGGGCUUUGAAGACCAAGCCCGGGAGGCCUAUCUCAAGGCCCGGACGGACGUGAUCUCAAAACGCAUCCGCGCCUGCGUCUUUGAAGGCGACCUCCCUCUCUACAUCUUCCAAAUCUCCUUCGUCUACUUCACCCUGAUCAAAAACACCAUCAGCAUCUACCAGCAAUGCUUCCCGCCCGUCAUGUCCAGCGCCAGCAUCCGCUGGGCCAAGCACCACCUCGACGGCUUCAACGCCCUCCUCACCCGCCAACUCAGCAGCGUGCAGCGCGGCACCACCGUCUGGCAGAAAUGCAUCGACAUCGUGCACCAGCACGCCAACCUGCUGAUGGAGGUCGGCGUGGACUUCACCGACCUCGUCGCCAAGGACCUGGAGACCGGCGAGGAGUUCACCGAGCGUCCGCAAAUGACGCGAUCCGAGUCCUUGAUCUCCGGGUUGGCGGAUGCCGCUGCCGCCGCGGCCAUCAUCUAGGAUGUAUAUCUGUCUAUCCUACAUGGUUUAAUAUUAGUACUACUGUCAAUUCUUCCUCCGUUCAUGCAUGCAUUGCCUUCGUGCUGUGCUGUUGUUCCCUUUAGCCUCAGGAGGCUACUACUAUGUUCUGUUGACUGUUUUCAUUCUUCGUUCUUCAUUCUCCAUUCGUUCAUUCGUUCAUUCAUUCAUGCAUGUGUGCGUGUGUGUGCGCACCGAUAUACCUCGGUGGGUAUUUUGAUUCCACAUCCAGCU
Molecule: messenger RNA, 2333 nt
Organism: Aspergillus heteromorphus CBS 117.55
Lineage: Eukaryota; Fungi; Ascomycota; Eurotiomycetes; Eurotiales; Aspergillaceae
Product: exocyst subunit EXO84
Exons: 3
Coding region: 9-2081 (690 amino acids)
Biological process (GO): exocytosis; intracellular protein localization; Golgi to plasma membrane transport
Cellular component (GO): exocyst
Source: RefSeq, a predicted model, not a curated record